This is a messenger RNA of Magnolia sinica, 990 nucleotides long. RefSeq lists its product as uncharacterized. The transcript has 7 exons. The record is from RefSeq and is a predicted model, not a curated record. The coding region runs from base 59 to 643 and encodes 194 amino acids. NCBI's taxonomy places the organism in Eukaryota, Viridiplantae, Streptophyta, Magnoliopsida, Magnoliales, Magnoliaceae.
ACGGAUUUGCUUCUGCAGUUCCCCCAGUCCUUAUCCUGCGCAACCCUCGUCCAGGAUCAUGUCUGCCUCUACAGUGAGCAUGGGAGCUCCUACGCGGCAGCUGCAGACCACAGGAAUACUCUCCAAAGAACAGCUGAUUUACCUCUUCAACCGAUUCUCGUACCUCACCUCCCAACCAGAUGUGAAGAAAAGAAUAGCAGAUGCUGUCAGGGAUAAACAGGAAGCAGUUGCUGUAACCACUGCAAUCCAAGAAGAAAUACUUUUGGAAAUGGGAGUUGAUCCGAGGUUUGGGAUUGCGUGCUUGGGAAAAGUAAAUAUGGUUUAUGAGAAUGACCGGGACUUGAUGAUUCAGUUUUAUGGGUUUGUCGCAAAGGAAGAGGUCGCCUGUGAUGAAGCUGAACUUGAGCCCGAUGAAUUUGCAGAAAAAAUGCAUGCUCAGCAGACACUGCAAGAGCAGCAACUCGAGAUGCUGAAGUAUAUGCGUAAAUUUCACCCCGAUGACCAGUCCGCGAUCCUCGAAUCGCUUCACCUGCAGAUGGAGAAUGCCAAUUUUGAUAAUAAUGCUGCAGUCUUCACAUCUGAGCAAAUCCAGGAGAUUGUUAGGAGGAGAAUAACCCCACCUUUUCCCAACCCCACAAGCUAAUGCUCUACACAUGCCAAUGUGUCGCUCCUGCAGAACAUCUGAGUGGUGUAAAAGGUGGGCCUCACGAUGACGAUAGCUCGGUGCAUAAAUCAGGCUACCCCACACCAGGUGGGCCACACAUGUAUGUCGAAUAAGACAUUAGCAGUUUUUAUUUGAACUGUUCAUCUUAUUCAUACACUUUCAUUUGCCUAAUGAAUGGACCUGCUCGAAUUUUCAUGGCUGGUGAUCGAUGUCCUGCAGCUAAUGUGCGUGCAUUAUAUUAUGUUGGUCUGUAUGUUGUUUUGAAGUGUUGAUUCUAAGACGAUGGAAAAUGGAAUUAAUGUAAUUGUGGGAAUUGUUUGAUACUC